GAUCGGCUCCGCCCGCCCAAGCACCUUCGCGCACCGCCCCCGGUUUCACCGUUUCACCCUGCGCGCAGCCCCUCCGCCGAACCGAUCACCGGCCGCUCGAUCCAGCCGCCAGCCGCCAGCCGGCAACCCGCGCGGUGCGCGGGGUGAGACACGAAUUUGCCCCCCAGAACACGCGUUUUUAAGGCGCACGCGCAGCGUAUAAACGGCAGGGGAGUGCGCGGAACCCGCCGAUCAUUUUCUCGCAGGGCACACCUGGAAAGAGGAGAGACCCCCCUGCUUACCUUUGCAAAUCGCCAGUUGGUUAGCGCAGACAACCAUCCGUCCCAGAGACGCAAGAAUAAAGAGGAGAGAGAGAGAGAGAGAGAGAGAGUACUUGCUAGUACGCGAGGCGCUGGGACACAGAGAGGGAAAGGUGCGCGCGCUGGCGCUGGCCAUGACCCGGGGCCGCGCCCGGCGGCCGGCACCUGCUAGCCGCCCCGGCGCGCUGGUGCUCCUCCUUGCCGCCGCCGCAGCCUUGCUGGCAGUGUCCCUCGGCGAUGCCGUGGCCACGUCCACGGAGGAGGCAGAGGAGGAGGAGCCGGCCGUGGACUACGGCGCGGCGCUGUCGAAGAGCCUGCUCUACUUCGAGGCGCAGCGGUCGGGGCGGCUGCCGCACAACCAGCGCGUGCCGUGGCGGGGCCACUCGGGCCUCACCGACGGGCUGCAGCAGGGGGUGGACCUCGUCGGCGGGUACUACGACGCCGGCGACCACGUCAAGUUCGGCCUGCCCAUGGCCUUCACCGUCACCAUGCUCUCCUGGGGCGCCAUCGACUUCGCCGACGACAUCGCCGCCGCCGGCGAGUGGGGCCACGCGCUCGAGGCCAUCAAGUGGGGCACCGACUACUUCGUCAAGGCGCACACCGAGCCCUUCGUCUACUGGGCCGAGGUGGGGGACGGCGACACGGACCACUACUGCUGGCAGCGGCCGGAGGACAUGACGACGUCGCGGCAGGCGUACCGCAUCGACAAGGACAACCCCGGCUCCGACCUAGCCGGCGAGACCGCCGCCGCGCUCGCCGCCGCCUCCAUCGUAUUCCGCCGCUCCAACCCGCAUUACUCCCACCUCCUCCUCCACCACGCGCAGCAGCUGUUCGAGUUCGGCGACCGGUACCGGGGCACGUACGACAGCAGCAUCUCUGAGGUGCGGAGCUACUACGCGUCGGUGAGCGGGUACCGCGACGAGCUGCUGUGGGCGGCGCUGUGGCUGCACCGCGCCACCGGGCGCGAGGAGUACCUCCGCUACGCCGCGGACAAGGCCGACUGCUUCGGCGGCGUCGGGUGGGCCAUGACCGAGUUCAGCUGGGACGUCAAGUACGCCGGCGUCCAGGUCCUCGCCGCCAAGCUGCUGCUCGACGGCGAUCCGGGCGCGGCGAAGCACCGCGCGGUGUUGGAGCAGUACAGGGCGAAGGCGGAGCACUAUCUGUGCGCGUGCCUGGGCCGGAACGGCAACACCAGCGAGAACGUGGACCGGAGCCCCGGCGGGAUGCUCUACGUGCGCCAGUGGAACAACCUCCAGUACGCCUCCAGCGCCGCCUUCCUCCUCACCGCCUACUCCAGCUACCUCUCCACCACCACCUCCGGCUCCCACCUCCUCCGCUGCCCCGGCGGGACCGCCGCGCCGUCCGAGCUGCUGUCCCUGGCGCGGCAGCAGGCCGACUACAUCCUCGGCCGCAACCCACUGCGGCUGAGCUACAUGGUCGGCUACGGCCGCCGGUUCCCGGUCCGCGUGCACCACCGCGGCGCCUCCAUCGUCGCGCACAAGGCCAACAGCCGCUUCAUCGGCUGCAUGCAGGGGUUCGACAACUGGUUCGGCCGCGGCCGGGCCAACCCCAACGUGCUCGCCGGCGCAAUCGUCGGCGGGCCCAACUGCCGUGACGAGUUCCGGGACGACCGCGGGAACUACAUGCAGACCGAGGCGUGCACGUACAACACGGCCCCCUUGGUCGCCGUCUUCGCCAGGCUGCACCGCCUUAACACGGCGGAGGGGUGCCGGCGGGGGACGGCGGCGGCGGAGUGUAGAUAAAGGUGGCGGCGGUGUGGAGGGCGGGAAAUUCUUUUUUCUUUCUCCCAUGCUUACUUUCAUAUAUUUUUUUUGAACUGUUCAUAUGAGAGAGAAAGAUAAAGAAAGAGAGUUUUGAUUAGUGAAAGAAAGAACAGCGAUCAAUAGUGGAGAAAUAAGGAGGAGAAAAGGGUGUGCAAAAUCACAUGUAUUUUUAAUCUAGGUGUGUCAGAAUUGAAGGAAGCAAAUCGAAAAGUACUGUAAUGUUUACUGGAACAACAGUAAAUAUAUAGACCAUUACAUGCA
Phragmites australis (common reed) is the source of this 2344-nucleotide messenger RNA. Its product is annotated as endoglucanase 22-like. The record is from RefSeq and is a predicted model, not a curated record. Gene Ontology annotation, biological process: carbohydrate metabolic process. The transcript is spliced from 4 exons. The coding region runs from base 434 to 2062 and encodes 542 amino acids. Gene Ontology annotation, molecular function: hydrolase activity, hydrolyzing O-glycosyl compounds. Lineage: Eukaryota; Viridiplantae; Streptophyta; Magnoliopsida; Poales; Poaceae.